AUGGUCACAAAAAGCAGAUUACGCCUGGCAAUUGCUGCAGAGAAAGGCGUAGAUUUUAAGAAGCUUAAACAGCAAAAGAAGCACAAAGAGGCUCUAAAACGCAAGGGCUCGGGGGCAUACCCAAGCGGAGUUGAUCUGGGCGGGAAGGCAGAGGACAAUGACGACGAGGACACUGCUGAUGAGCAGAGUGAAGACGAUGAAACUGGGAUUGUGAAUCUUGGAGCCGUGGACGAAACAGACACUUCGGACUCGGAAAUUGAGAUGGAGGAAAAAUUUAGUAGACACGCUUCCACGCAGAAGUUGAAGAGAAACUCGAGGGGAAACGACAAUAACGACGACAACGACGAUAAUGAGGAGGAGGACGAAGAAGAAGAAGAUAUCCCUGUUUCGGACCUCGACGACCUCGAAGACGAAGAUAAGGAGGACCUGAUACCACAUACCCGACUCACUAUAAAUAACACAUCUGCCCUCCAGGCAGCUCUCGAUCGUAUAUCCAUUCCUACAGACACCAGCGCGACUUUUGCGUCGCAUCAAUUAGUUGUGGCUUCGGCUAAUACUGCCGACUCCAUUCCUGAUGUCUCUGACGAUCUGCAGCGUGAGCUUGCAUUCUAUUCCCAGAGCCUAGAUGCCGCCAAGGAAGGUCGCACUAAGCUCCUUGCAGAGGGAGUGCCAUUUUCUCGCCCAAAAGAUUAUUUUGCUGAGAUGGUCAAGGAGGACGCCCACAUGGAGAAAGUCAAGGCCAAACUGAUUGAAGAGGCAUCCGCCAAAAAGGCUGCUGCUGAAGCACGCAAACUGCGCGACUUGAAGAAGUUUGGCAAACAAGUUCAAGUAGCCAAGCUGCAAGAGAGACAGAAGGCUAAGCGGGAGACAUUGGAAAAGAUUAAGACACUUAAGAGAAAGCGCCAAGAGUCAGGGAAUGACAUGAACACCAACGAGGCAGACAUAUUUGAUGUCAGUGUCGAUCACGAGCUUGCCAAACAUUCCCAAAAACACACUGGUCCUGGGGGAGGCGGCCUUUCAGCCCAAAGGGUUAAUGCCAAGCGCCAAAAAAAGAAUGAGAAGUAUGGUUUUGGUGGGAAAAAACGACAUGCGAAGUCUGGAGAUGCCAUUAGCUCGGGGGACUUGUCUGGGUUUAAUACGAAGAAGAUGAAGGCUGGUGCAAAAGGAAAGCCAAAAUCAUCCAGGCCGGGAAAGAGCAGGCGCAAAGCCAUGAGCUCAACAUAA
Messenger RNA from Pochonia chlamydosporia 170, 1224 nucleotides. RefSeq names its product rRNA processing protein (Ebp2). The record is from RefSeq and is a predicted model, not a curated record. Gene Ontology annotation, biological process: rRNA processing; ribosomal large subunit biogenesis. Bases 1 to 1224 code for a protein of 407 amino acids. Gene Ontology annotation, cellular component: preribosome, large subunit precursor; nuclear periphery; nucleolus. The transcript has 3 exons. NCBI's taxonomy places the organism in Eukaryota, Fungi, Ascomycota, Sordariomycetes, Hypocreales, Clavicipitaceae.